This is a messenger RNA of Alligator mississippiensis (American alligator), 2183 nucleotides long. RefSeq names its product aminocarboxymuconate semialdehyde decarboxylase (gene ACMSD). Gene Ontology annotation, molecular function: carboxy-lyase activity; hydrolase activity. Gene Ontology annotation, biological process: secondary metabolic process. The record is from RefSeq and is a predicted model, not a curated record. Lineage: Eukaryota; Metazoa; Chordata; Crocodylia; Alligatoridae. Bases 101 to 955 code for a protein of 284 amino acids. The transcript is spliced from 9 exons. Gene Ontology annotation, cellular component: cytoplasm; cytosol.
GCAUAAGUUAAUAACAAUGUGCUAUGCCAGCAACAAAGACAGAGAAAUUUAAUGUGAAUCGUCAUCCUUUAAACAGUAAUUCUCCUUUGAAACUUCAGAGAUGAAAAUUGAUAUUCAUAGUCACAUUCUACCUAAGGAAUGGCCUGAUCUGAAACAGAGAUAUGGCUACGGUGGGUGGGUCCAGUUGGAUCACCAUUGCAAGGGACAGGCAAAAAUGAUGAAAGGGGGAAAAGUUUUCAGAGUUAUCCAGGAGAACUGCUGGAAUCCAGAGGUUCGGAUUAAAGAGAUGAAUCAGUCAGGAGUCACUGUACAAGUGCUUUCUACUGUUCCUGUAAUGUUCAGCUAUUGGGCAAGACCUGAAGAUACUUUAGAUCUAUGCCAAUUAUUAAAUAAUGACUUAGCCACCACGGUAAAAAAAUACCCCAGGCGGUUUAUUGGCCUUGGCACAUUACCCAUGCAAGCUCCAGACCUAGCUGUGAAGGAAAUGUAUCGGUGUGUGAAUGAGCUUGGCUUUCCAGGGGUACAGAUAGGAUCCCAUGUCAACGAAUGGGACCUGAAUGCACCAGAACUGUACGAUGUCUAUGCUGCUGCUGAGCAAUUAAACUGUAGCUUGUUUGUGCAUCCCUGGGACAUGCAGACAGAUGGAAGGAUGUCUAAGUACUGGCUUCCCUGGCUUGUAGGCAUGCCAGCAGAAACAACUGUAGCCAUCUGCUCAAUGAUUAUGGGUGGAAUUUUUGAAAAAUUUCCUAAACUGAAAGUUUGCUUUGCACAUGGAGGUGGCUCUUUUCCCUAUACUCUCGGACGUAUUUCCCAUGGGUUUAAUGUGCGCCCUGAUUUGUGUGCAGUGGAUAAUAAUGUCGAUCCAAAGAAAUACCUUGGUUCAUUUUACACCGAUUCACUCGUCCAUGAUCCUAAGGCUCUGAACCUGCUAACAGACAUAAUAGGAGAGAUUUAGAAUCCAAGACCAGAGCGGGAGAGAAACAGCAGCACACAAAUAUGCAACUAAAGGUUGAUUAUCCCGGAUGCAAUGCAAGUUUCAGAACAGUUGGGGGUUGGACUAGAUGACCUCCUAAGGUCCUUUCCAACCUUAAUUUUCUAUGAGUCUAUGAAUUCAGAAUUUGUCCUGUGGAAGAUUCUCCAGGUGUGCCUUCAUCUGUCUCUGUGAGCAUCGAUUUCUAUAAACAAACUGCAGUGACAGCAAAUACCUUUAGUGACUCCAUGAUCCUGGGCACUGUUGACACUUACAGAACAUCAACUAAAUAGAUAAAAAGAGGAGGAAAAGUGAAAACAAAUUGUAACUGGACAAUUUUAGAGCAAUGCACCAUUUUAAAUGUAAUACAUAACUAGCUUUCCUAGUGUCUCUUACUUUGUCACUAGAACUUUCAAAUUAAAUGUCCCAGUACAAUAAACAUGAGCAAUGUAUUAUAUGGGACAUUGGUCUCUUUUGUAAUUUAUUCUGUGAUUUAUUUGUGUGUGUGUGCUUAACCAUAUGGCAACCAGUAGGAAAGUCUAGAAAAGGUUGCAGGUUUAAGGGACAGGGAAAUGACUUUUCCACACCUGAUUCUGUUUUCUUAAUUAAAUCUGAGAAACUAUUUGCUGUCUUUUGCUUCCUGUAUGCUGGGAGGCAGAGCAUCUUCUUACUAUACUUUUGCAUUUCUUAAGAAAUGUCAGGGUUGUCUUUAAUGUCUAUCCAUCCUUACCUGUUUUUAAUAAAUACAGUUAUGCAUGGACAUGCAGACUAUAAUGGCUUUUUCUGACUGGAACAGCCCAAAAAAUCUUCCUUUUAAUGCCUGAAAUGUGGAAAUAUAGGAGGGAAAUGCAAGAGUUUAAUAAAUGCAUAUCUUGUAUGCUUCCUUUACAUAGAAUAUCUCUAAGUUGGCAUGUAUUCUCCCUGAAAUGGUCCUCCAUUUCCAACUGUUCCCUUUGUCUCCUUGCAGGCUUGUCCUCCUAUCAUCUUUCACACUAUUCCUUUAUGUAGAAAAAUUUUCCCACUCUCUAUGUAUGCUCCCCUCCUUGAUGCAGCAUUUUAACUACAGCAACUACUCUGGUUCUUCAUGCCAUGCACUGCACCUUUUUGAGUCAUAUUACAGCCAUUUCUCUUUUUAUUUCGCUUAAAAGAUUUUGAUGGAGAGAGUCUUUUCCUUGGCAUAUUUAACUUACUGUGAAGUCCCCUUGUUAUGAUU